UCGUUAACGUAGUUACACUACUUCGUAACAGUAAAUUUAAAAUGUUUCUAAUUUUAAUUUUACUUGGAAUAUUAGUGCUCUACUACUACAGUGUCAAGAAUUUUUCAUAUUUUUCCAAACGAAAUAUCAAACAUGAUCCACCUAUACCGAUAUUCGGAAACUAUUUAUCUGUCGCUUUCGCAAGAUUCACAGAUAUCGAGAUGGCAACCUAUCUAUAUAACAAAUAUGAUGGUGAAAAAGUCGUUGGAUAUUAUAGAGGAACUACGCCUGAGCUCGUAGUCCGAGAUCCUGAAUUACUGAAACACAUACUAAAUUUGGAUUUUCUACACUUCUACAAAAGAGGAUUAGGUCGUGAUCCUAAAUUGGAGCCACUCUUAAGGAAUUUAGUAUCCUCAGAAGGAGAUACAUGGAAACUACUCCGCAAAGGUCUAUCACCAGCAUUCACGAGCAGCAAACUUAAAAACAUGUUCCCAAUUAUAAACGAGUGUACAGAUAGGAUGGUGAAUUUAGCAAGGAAAAUGGCAUUAACUGAAGAAGAGUUUGACGCCUGUAAUCUAAGUGCCCGAUUUACGAUGGAAUUGAUCGGUGCACACGGAUUUGGCAUAGAUAUGAAUACAAUUAACAACGAACAUUCACUAUUCAUAAAUCUUCGAGAAUUUAUAUUCAUUAAAUCGAAAUGGCAGAUAUUUUUGUUUGCCAUAAAGGACCUUUUCCCCAAUUCUCUUAUCAAAAAAGUAGUUUUAGGAAAACCACAGAUAGCACAAACCUUAACUGAGAUUUUGAACGGGGUUCGCAAACAAAGACAAAACGAUAAAAAUCCACGUCACGAUUUUAUUCAUCUUUUGUUGGAAUUAGAAAAAGAGGGAAAAAUUUAUAGCGACUCUUUGGAACCAGAUGAAAAUGGACAAUUCAGAAAGAUUGAACUUGACUUUGAUGAGACGUACGUAAUCGCUCAACUGUAUGUAUAUUUAGCUGCUGGUUUUGAAACUGCAUCUACUGCAAUGAGUUAUACAAUGCAUGAACUCGCAUUUCAUCCCGAAAUACAAAGAGAAGUUCAAGAAGAAGUUGACCGAGUUCUCGAUAAAUAUGAUAAUAAGUUAUGCAGCGAGGCUAUUUCUGAAAUGGUAUUAUUAGAAAUGUGUGUGAAAGAGGGCCUCAGGAUAUUUCCUCCUGCUGGUGCAUUAUUCAGAGUGUGUACAAAAAACUUUAGGAUACCAGAAUCAAACGUGACGAUUGAAGCCGGUACAAAGUUGAUAGUUCCUGUCCAGGGAUUGCAUAUGGAUCCAAAAUAUUUUGAAAAUCCCAAGGAAUUUAGGCCCAAAAGAUUUUUAACCGAGGCAAAAACAUGGCCUAAAUACGCCUACAUUCCGUUUGGAGAAGGUCCAAAAAAAUGUAUUGGAGCACGGAUGGGAACAAUAGAAGCUAUGUGUGGAUUAGCAGCGCUAUUGCAUAAAUUCAAUAUAGAGCCGUCACCGUCAUCAACAAAGGAACUAAAAGUGAACAGAGCGUCAUUUAUAGUGCAGUGCAUUGAUAAUGGUCUCCCUAUGCAAUUGUCCUUUAGAAACAAGCCACUAUAACCACAAAUAUUUAAAACCGUUCCAUAGAAUUAAAUUUAAAAAAGCGUUUUAAAAAAUCUAUGCUAUAUCUCAUAUUCCUUUUCUCGGUAUAAAACUAGGCCAUCAUUCUCAGACUAAAACUAUUCCGUACAAUGAUGACCUAUUAUACUAGUAGACGCGGCGUACACCAACAUCAUUGCACUAAAAAACAGCGUAAUUAAUACAUACCUACUUACUAACGCAUUAUCA
Messenger RNA from Colias croceus (clouded yellow), 1805 nucleotides. Its product is annotated as cytochrome P450 6B2-like. The transcript has 2 exons. Gene Ontology annotation, molecular function: iron ion binding; heme binding; oxidoreductase activity, acting on paired donors, with incorporation or reduction of molecular oxygen. Lineage: Eukaryota; Metazoa; Arthropoda; Insecta; Lepidoptera; Pieridae. The coding region runs from base 42 to 1577 and encodes 511 amino acids. The record is from RefSeq and is a predicted model, not a curated record.